Molecule: messenger RNA, 3045 nt
Organism: Nematostella vectensis (starlet sea anemone)
Lineage: Eukaryota; Metazoa; Cnidaria; Anthozoa; Actiniaria; Edwardsiidae
Exons: 2
Coding region: 1-3045 (1014 amino acids)
Molecular function (GO): zinc ion binding; nucleic acid binding
Source: RefSeq, a predicted model, not a curated record
AUGGAUAAAGUACUGCGUCCUGAACGCCUAGAAACCGAUCCAAAUAGCAGCACGGCCCAGAAGGAAUGGCUCCAUUGGAAAAGGACCUUCGAGAAUUUCGUACAAGUUCUACCUCAGACGGGCUUGGACAAGUUGACCGUUUUAACUAACUUUGUUUCUCCAACACUCUUCCAACACAUCGAAGAUUGUACGGAAUACGAUGCAGCAAUUGAGGCGCUACAAGCCCUUUAUGUUAGACCACGGAAUGAGAUCUUCGCUCGCCAUCUACUUGCAACGAGACGCCAGCAACCAUCGGAAAGCUUAGAUGAGUACUUGCAAGCUCUGAAAACACUGAGUAAGGACUGUGAUUUUAAGAGUGUAACCGCAGCGCAGUACAGCGAAGAGAACAUACGGGAUGCGUUUAUUACAGGUCUGCAAUCCAACACAAUCAGGCAACGAUUGUUGGAGAACAAAACACUUGAUCUAAAGACCAUGUUUGACCAGGCUCGAGCUCUGGAGUCAGCUAUGAGGAGUUCAGAAUCAUAUGGAGCACCACAGAUACCUAUAAAUGCAGCACUACCUUGUAACAGCACCUCAUUGUCAGCAGAACAGCCUGACGAGUCUACUGUAGCUACAAUGAAACCCGAUAAAGCUACUUGCUUUUUCUGUGGAAACAAGAAACACCCUCGACCGAAGUGUCCUGCCCUGGAGGCUAUUUGCAACAAGUGUCAAAAGAAAGGCCAUUUUGCUAAAGUUUGUAAAGGAAAGGCGGUUCCAAAAGAAAGAGUUUCGGCAGCAACUUGGUCCCCGAUACUCGCCACAUUGACAGCUAACCCACCAGAAUCCCUCUCUAAAUCAUGUGGUGUCGUCAAUAUCCAAGGAUUGCAAGUCAAGGCCCUGUUUGACAGUGGGAGUAGUGGAAGCUAUAUCCAUCCCAGUCUAGUAGAGCAAGCAAGUCUGACAGUCCAGCCCUCAUCUAGUACCGUAUCCAUGGCAACCUCCUCGACAGGCGCCAUCAAGGUUAGUGGUACUUGCACAGUUGAUCUUACCUACCAAGGACGGAGAUAUGAAGGCCUCAAGUUUUCUGUACUCCCUGGGCUAUGUGCAGACCUGAUAUUAGGAGUAGACUUUCAGUCAAAGCACGAAAGUGUCAUUUUCCAGUACAAGGGCUCCGAACCGCCCCUCUCCGUCUGUAGCUUCAGCACUCUGAAUGUAGACCCGCCUGAGCCAUUUGCAAACCUGACAGCAGACUGUCAUCCUAUUGCCACAAAGUCACGCCGCUACAGCCAAGAAGAUUCCACGUUCAUUGAUGAAGAAGUUAAGAGGCUGCUUAAUGAAGGAAUCAUUGAGCCCAGUCGCUCUCCAUGGCGAGCACAAGUUGUAGUAACCAAGGAUGAGAAUCACAAGAAGAGGCUAGUAAUUGAUUACUCACAGACCAUCAACAGGUUUACCCUCCUCGACGCAUUCCCAUUACCACGAAUAACCGACUUGGUUAACCAGAUCGCCCAGUACAAAGUCUUCAGCACUAUAGAUCUACGCAGUGCUUAUCAUCAGAUCCCUCUCAAAGAUGAGGAUAAACCGUACACAGCAUUCGAAGCUAGAGGUAACCUGUAUCAGUUUAGCCGACUCCCAUUCGGCGUCACCAACGGGUUGGCCUGCUUCCAGAGAGAGAUGACUAAGUUUGUGGAAGAGAACAAUCUCAAGGCGGUCUUCCCUUAUCUCGACAACAUCACAAUCUGUGGGAAAGACCAAGAAGAGCAUGAUUCCAACCUUCAGAGUUUCCUUGAAGCUGCUAAGCGCAAGAACAUCUGCUAUAACAACGACAAGAGCAUCUUCUCCACCAGGCGUCUUCCUAUCCUUGGAUAUGUGGUUGAGGAAGGGAAUAUCAGUCCAGACCCAGAACGUCUACGCCCUUUGCGAGAGCUACCCGUUCCAAGUGACUCAAAGUCUCUGAACAGAUGCCUCGGAUUGUUUUCCUACUACUCACAAUGGAUACCCGCAUACUCGGAUCGAAUCAAGCCAAUAACCUCCUGCAAGGUUUUUCCAUUACCCGAGCCCGCUGUCGCGGCCUUUGAGAGUAUCAAGAAGACGGUGGAGGAAGCUUUUGUUAGUGCAAUCGAUGAAAGCAUUCCAUUUGAAGUUGAGACGGAUGCUUCAGAGGUGGCAUUAGCUGCCACUCUCAGCCAAAAUGGGAGGCCAGUUGCAUUCUUCUCAAGAGCCUUACAGGGCAGCGAGCUCAAGCACGCCUCAGUUGAGAAAGAGGCACAAGCGAUUGUAGAAGCUGUCCGACACUGGAGGCACUUCCUAACAGGGAGGCACUUCACUCUUAAAACAGACCAGAAAUCAGUAUCUUACAUGUUUGACCAGUGCCACAAAGGGAAGAUCAAGAAUGAUAAGAUCAUGCGGUGGAAGAUCGAACUCUCCUGCUAUAGUUUCGAUAUCAUUUACCGUCCUGGUAAAGAGAACAUUCCACCCGACACUCUGUCCAGAGCUACUUGCGCCACGUUGAGUGAAGAUCCCCUCUACCAGCUCCACGAGUCACUCUGUCAUCCAGGGGUCACCCGACUCAACCACUUCGUACGCACCAAGAACCUCCCUUAUUCCCUUGAGGAGAUCAAGAGCAUGUCUAGGGGAGAUCAAGGGGAUGUUCGGCGAUCCUCUUCCGGAUCUUCCAUCCCAACAUGGAUGAGUGAGCCUGGACCGGUCCUACUCAAGCGUCACGUCCGUGCAAGCAAGACAGAUCCGUUAGUUGAUGAGGUGGAAUUGCUUCAGGCGAAUCCUCACUACGCCCAUGUGCGCUAUCCAGACGGCCGAGAAACAACAGUCUCUACCAAGCAUCUUGCCCCCAAAGGUGAAGUACCAACAAUGUACCCACUCCCUCAAGUUAAGCCUACUGUUCCAGGUGAGCAUCACCCUGCUACUGGUAGUUCCCCACCUUCCUCGGAGAUAGAAGUGGAGAUAGGUGUGGGCGAAGAAGUGCCACAGGUCAGUACAGGUCUUGAUGGGCAGCCUCCCUUGCGACGUUCGGAGAGGACCCGACGUCCAGUGGACAGACUUAACCUCUAA